UAGCCGCAGCUUGUAUCUGCUCUGGCGAGCAUUUCAUUUUAAGAUGUAUAUAUUUCUUUGUUGUUUUACUAUUCAAUGAAUAAUGUCACCUAAAGGGACGCCGAGAGGUUUUUAUUUUAACACUGUACUGUCUUUGGCGCGCUCAUUGGCCGCUCAUCGACCCGCGCCGAGUGACAAGGUCCAGAAGCUACAAUGCAUGUGUCCUGUGGACAUACGAGGUGUUUUCCAGCUGGAUGAAAGGAGAAGAGGUGCUGUGAUCGCUCUGGGCAUCUUUCUUGUGGAGUCUAACCUACAGCACAAGGACACUAUCGUCCCCUACUUGUUGGGUCUGCUGAGGGGAUUGCCAAGGGUGCAAUGGAUCGAAGAGUGCUCCGAGAGGAAAGGAAGAGAAACACUCCCUGUUGCGGAGAAUUUCUCUUUCGGUUUAGUGACGAUGCUCUUUGAUGUUGCUCAGAUGGACGAGUCCAUGAGAAUCCAGAUUUUGGAGGCCGUGAUGAAUCUCAUGCAAGUGCUGCAGGAAACAUGUCAGAACAUCGAAGGCCAAGAUAAAGAGUACCUCUGUAAAUACACCGUGCCCUGUUUGCUUGGCAUGGUGCGAGCAUUCGGCCGCUACAGCAACACUGAAGAGCCGCUGCUGUCCAAGCUGUUCCCGCGGGUGGCCCCUCAGACUUUAGGGACAGGAGAGGUGGAGGUGACCCGACGACGAUCCUUCAAUGAGUUUCGCUCCAUCCUGCCCAGCUCCUUCCUCGCUGUCUGCCAGACUGACUCCCUGCGCUGCAAAACCAGCAGCGUUUCCAGCAUUUCACAGCAGGCCAGUCCAGAGCGUGCCGGACUUCCUCCGAGUUCUCCUGGUGACCCCUCUGCUCCUUACUUUGAAGGUUCAUAUCUACCCGACGGCAGCGCUGUGGAUCCAGACUACUAUUUCUCCACCGUCAGCUCCAGUUUCUCUGUCUCACCACUCUUCACGGGCAGCAACAGUACAGAGUUUGAUGUACCGCUGGAUUUACUGAGACAGCUUCUGCAAAUGGUCGAGCAGUUUGUAUCCGAAUCCUUUAUGAAGACACUGGAUCAGAUGAUGGUUGGAUUUCUGGAGAUGAAUCCAGGUGCAAAUCUGUACUACAAGACCUUCAGUGAUCCUCUGUAUGUGGGCAUAUUUAAAAUGCUGAGGGACACUUUAUACUACAUGAAAGACCUGCAGACGUCGUUCGUGAAGGAGGUUCAUGAUUUUGUGCUGGAGCAGUUCAGCAGCAGUCAGUCGGAGCUGCAGAGAAUCCUGCAUGACGUGGAGUAUCUGCACAGCGAGUUAAACCCGCUUAAACUGCGCUGUCAGGCCAACGCCGCCUGCGUGGACCUCAUGGUGUGGGCCGUCACAGAGGAGCAGGGUGCGGAGAAUCUCUGCACCAAACUGUCAGAGAAACUGCAGUCCAAGACGUCCAGUAAGGUCAUCAUCGCACACAUGCCCCUGCUCAUCUGCUGUUUACAGGGUCUCGGAAGGUUAUGUGAGCGUUUCCCAGUGGUUGUUCAUUCUGUCACCAUGUCUCUGCGAGACUUCCUGGUCGUACCCUCACCUGUACUUGUUAAACUCUACAAGUACCACAGUCAAUACUCUACAGGAACCGGAGAGAUAAAAAUCCAUGUGACCAAUGAGCAUUCUCAGUCUACGUUCAGCGCUCACUCCAGUAAGAAAAGUCAGCCGUCCAUGUACGAGCAGCUCCGAGACAUCUCCAUCGACAAUAUCUGCAGGAGUUUAAAAGCAGGGUUGUCCAUGGACUCAGUCAUUGUGGAGGCGUUUCUCGCCAGUCUUUCCAACCGACUGUACAUCUCCCAGGAAAAUGACAAGGAAGCCCACCUCAUCCCCGAUCACACCAUACGGGCGUUAGGGCACAUCGCUGUGGCCCUGAGAGACACUCCUCGCGUGAUGGAGCCCAUCCUACAGAUCCUACAGCAGAAGUUCUGUCAGCCGCCAUCGCAGCUGGACGUUCUCAUUAUAGAUCAGCUGGGCUGUAUGGUCAUCACGGGAAACCAAUACAUUUAUCAGGAAGUGUGGAACUUAUUCCAGCAGAUAAGUGUGAAGGCCAGCUCAAUGGUCUACUCCACCAAAGACUACAAGGAUCAUGGAUACAGGCACUGUUCUUUGGCCGUGAUCAACGCUCUGGCGAACAUCGCUGCGAAUCUUCAGACUGAGCAGAUGGUGGACGAGCUGCUGGUGAACCUUCUGGAGUUGUUUGUUCAGCUCGGGCUGGAGGGCAAACGGGCCAGUGAAAGAGCCAGCGAGAAAGGCCCCGCCCUCAAGGCAUCGAGCAGUGCUGGUAAUUUAGGAGUUCUCAUUCCUGUCAUUGCUGUGCUGACCAAACGUUUGCCGCCCAUUAAAGAGGCCAAACCGAGACUGCAGAAGCUGUUCAGAGAUUUCUGGCUCUAUUCAGUCGUCAUGGGCUUCGCCGUAGAGGGCUCAGGGUUGUGGCCGGAGGAGUGGUACGAGGGAGUGUGUGAGAUAGCAACCAAAUCACCCCUGCUGACAUUCCCGAGUGGAGAGCCGCUACGCUCCGAGCUGCAGUAUAACUCUGCUUUGAAGAACGAUACCGUCACCCCUGCUGAACUGAAUGAUUUGAGAAGCACCAUCAUAAACCUGCUGGAUCCCCCUCCUGAAGUCACUGCUCUCAUUAAUAAACUGGACUUUGCCAUGUCCACCUACCUGCUGUCUGUCUACCGGCUAGAAUACAUGAGGAUGCUGCGCUCGCUGGACUCGGACCGAUUCCAAGUGAUGUUCCGUUAUUUCGAGGACCGAGCUAUCCAGAAGGAUAAAUCAGGAAUGAUGCAGUGCGUCAUUGCAGUUGGCGACAAAGUAUUUGACGUCUUUCUUCAGAUGAUGGCCGACAAGCCGAAAACCAAAGUCCACGAGGAGGAGUUAGAGAGUCACGCUCAGUUCCUAUUGGUCAAUUUCAACCACAUUCACAAGAGAAUCCGAAGGGUGGCUGACAAAUAUCUGUCAGGCCUCGCGGAAACUUUUCCUCAUCUAUUGUGGAGCGGUCGGGUCUUGAGGACAAUGCUGGAUAUCUUGCAGACCCUCUCGGUUUCACUCAGCGCUGACAUCCACAAAGACCAGCCAUAUUAUGACAUACCUGACACCCCGUACCACAUCACAGUGCCGGACACGUACGAGGCCAGAGAGAGUAUCGUGAAAGACUUUGCCGCCCGCUGUGGAGAAAUCCUGAAAGAGGCCAUGAAAUGGGCACCAUCGGUCACCAAAUCUCACCUACAGGAAUACCUGAAUAAACAUCAGAACUGGGUGUCUGGUCUGUCCCAGCACACAGGUCUGGCUAUGGCUACAGAGAGCAUCCUACACUUUGCUGGAUAUAAUCGUCAGAGCACCAGUCUGGGUACCACUCAGCUCACCGAGAGACCCACCUGUGUGAAGAAAGACUACUCCAACUUCAUGGCCUCCCUCAACCUGAGAAACCGCUAUACUGGAGAGGUGGCAGGCAUGAUUAAUUUCUCAGAGGCCACGCGGAGCACGUCAGACCUGAAUAAACUGAUGAUUCGACAGAUGAAUGAAGCUCUGGAUGGAGGACAGCCCGAAGCCUUCACUGAAGCCAUGUUUAAAUUAGCAGCACUGCUGAUCAGCUCCAAAGAGUGCGACCCUCAGCUCCUACAUCUCCUGUGCUGGUCCCCGUUAAAGAUGUUUACAGAGAAUGGUAUGGAAACUGCUAUAGCCUGCUGGGAGUGGCUCCUGGCUGCCAGGACUGGCAUCGAAGUUCCGUUCAUGCGGGAGAUGGCGGGCGCGUGGUUGAUGACCGUCGAGCUGAAGAUGGGGCUGUUCUCAGACGCUCAGGUGGAGGCGGACCCUCUCGCGGCCUCAGAGGAGAGCCAGCCCAUCCCCUGCCCACCCGACGUCACACCCCACUACAUCUGGAUUGAGUUCCUGGUGCAGCGCUUUGAGAUCGCAAAGUACUCCAGUGCAGAUCAGGUGGAGAUAUUUGGCAGUCUCCUGCAGAGGUCCCUCUCUCUCAAUGUGGGUGGUCCAAAGAGCAGCUUCAACCGCCACGUAGCGGCCAUCGGACCUCGUUUCAGGCUGUUGACACUCGGACUUUCCCUUCUGCACUCGGACGUAGUGACCAACACCACCAUCCGUAAUGUCCUGCGUGAAAAGAUCUACUCCACCGCCUUUGAUUAUUUCAGUGUUGCAUCUAAAUUCCCCACCCAGGGCGACAAACGUCUUCGCGAGGACAUCAGCAUCAUGAUCAAGUUUUAUGCCAACAUCCUCUCGGAUAAGAAGUACCUAGCGGCUAGUCAACUUGUGCCACCCGACAACCAGGACCCGUCACUGAACAGUUUGUCGGUGAUGAACGCCGCCGACCCCAGAAGCAACAUGGACAUGGCGGUGGGCUCGCGCCAGCAGAGUGCUCAGGGUUGGAUCAACACCGUUCCUCUGUCCAGCGGCAUGUCCACCACAUCCAAGAAAUCAGGCAUGUCUAAAAAGAGCAACCGAGGAACCCAGUUACACAAGUACUACAUGAAACGUAGGACGCUACUGUUGGCUUUACUGGCCAGUGAGAUUGAGCGACUGACCACGUGGUUCAACCCGCUAUCCACGCAGGAGCUGGCCAUCGCCACAGAGCAGUCCGUGGAGACCAGUAUCUCCAACUGGAGAUCUAAAUACAUCAACCUGAGUGAGAAACAGUGGAAAGAUAAUGUCAAUCUAGCGUGGAGUAUCGCUCCUUACCUGGCCAUGCAACUGCCAGCCAGGUUUAAAAAUGCAGAUGCCAUUGUGGCUGAAGUGAACCGCCUGGUUCGACUGGAUCCUGGUGCUGUUAGUGAUGUCCCAGAUGCUGUUAAAUUCCUUGUGACAUGGCACACUAUUGAUGCUGACUCUCCAGAACUGAGCCACAUCCUCUGCUGGGCACCUGCGGAUCCACCCACUGGACUCUCAUACUUCUCCAGCAUGUAUCCCCCCCAUCCGCUCACCGCUCAGUAUGGAGUCAAAGUACUGCGCUCUUUCCCUCCUGAUGCAAUUUUGUUUUACAUUCCUCAAAUUGUACAAGCUCUGCGGUAUGACAAGAUGGGUUAUGUGCGCGAGUACAUCCUGUGGGCCGCACAGAAGUCUCAACUCCUCGCUCACCAGUUCAUCUGGAACAUGAAGACCAACAUCUACCUGGAUGAAGAGGGACAUCAGAAAGACCCGGACAUCGGUGAGCUGUUGGAGCAGAUGGUUGAAGAGAUCACUCACUCUCUGUCUGGUCCCGCUAAAGACUUCUACCAGCGCGAGUUUGACUUCUUCAACAAGAUCACCAAUGUGUCUGCGAUUAUCAAACCUGUUCCUAAAGGAGACGAGAGAAAGAGAGCGUGUUUGAAAGCGCUGUCAGAAAUCAAAGUUCAACCAGGAUGCUAUUUGCCAAGCAACCCUGAAGCAAUCGUUCUCGACAUCGACUACAAGUCGGGAACUCCUAUGCAGAGUGCCGCUAAAGCUCCAUAUCUGGCCAAAUUCAAAGUCAAGAGGUGUGGAGUUAGUGAGCUGGAGAAAGAGGGCCUACGCUGCCCCUCCGACUCUCAAGAUGAAGCUGAUGAGAAUUCUGAGGCGCCUCAAAAGGUCUGCUGGCAGGCGGCCAUCUUUAAAGUGGGCGAUGACUGCAGACAGGACAUGCUUGCUCUUCAGAUCAUCGGUCUGUUCAAGAACAUCUUUCAGCUCGUGGGUCUGGAUCUGUUUGUGUUUCCGUACAGAGUCGUGGCCACGGCUCCUGGAUGUGGCGUGAUUGAAUGCAUCCCAGACUGUAAGUCACGUGACCAGCUCGGCAGGCAGACAGACUUCGGCAUGUACGACUACUUCAGGAACCAGUACGGAGACGAGUCCACUCUGGCCUUCCAGAAGGCUCGAUAUAACUUCAUCCGUAGUAUGGCCGCAUACAGUCUGCUGCUCUUCCUGUUGCAAAUCAAAGACAGACACAACGGAAACAUCAUGCUGGACAGCAAAGGACACCUCAUACACAUCGACUUCGGCUUCAUGUUUGAGAGUUCUCCGGGUGGAAAUCUGGGGUGGGAGCCCGAUAUCAAACUGACUGAUGAGAUGGUGAUGAUCAUGGGUGGAAAGAUGGAGGCCACGCCCUUUAAAUGGUUCAUGGAGAUGUGUGUGCGUGGGUACUUGGCCGUGAGGCCGUACAUGGAUGCUGUCGUGUCAUUGGUCACCUUGAUGCUGGACACUGGUCUGCCCUGCUUCAGAGGACAGACCAUCAAACUCCUCAAACAAAGGUUUAAUCCCAACAUGAGCGAGAAAGAAGCUGCUGCCUUCAUGAUCAAAGUCAUAGAGCGCUGCUUUCUCAGUAGCAGGAGCAAAACCUACGACAUGCUGCAGUAUUACCAAAACCAGAUCCCGUACUGACACCGGACUUGCACGUCCUCCUGCGAGCCGUCUCUCUCUCUCUCUCUCUCUCUCUCUCUCUCUGCCAUUAUCGGUCUAUUAG
Messenger RNA from Xyrauchen texanus (razorback sucker), 6452 nucleotides. Its product is annotated as phosphatidylinositol 4-kinase alpha-like. Gene Ontology annotation, cellular component: cytoplasm; plasma membrane. Gene Ontology annotation, biological process: phosphatidylinositol phosphate biosynthetic process; phosphatidylinositol-mediated signaling. The record is from RefSeq and is a predicted model, not a curated record. Lineage: Eukaryota; Metazoa; Chordata; Actinopteri; Cypriniformes; Catostomidae. Gene Ontology annotation, molecular function: 1-phosphatidylinositol 4-kinase activity.